AUGAACCUUAUCGGCCAUGUCCUUCUCUUCGCCACUGGAGCACUGGCUCAGUUCCCCAAUAUUACUCCAAACUUGACUGUCGUUCCUUCUCCAAUCGACCCAAAUAUCACAAUCAGCUACAAAGUUCCUGAUGGCGCCUGUACCACCGCAUUCGACGCCCAGGAGCAAUACACAGGGUGGGUGAACGUCCCAGGCGACUACCCGACGAACCUGUUCUUCUGGUUCGUCGGCGCGCGCGAGCCCUCGUCAAUCCUGACGAUAUGGCUGAACGGCGGCCCUGGCUCAUCUUCCAUGUUCGGCUUCUUUAACGAGAACGGCCCAUGCGAGGUGGUGGACGCUGGGUCGAACGACCAGUACAGAACCAUAGCCAGAGAAUGGGGCUGGGACAGGGCGUCAAACAUGCUGUUCAUCGACCAGCCAAACCAGGUCGGGUUCUCUUUCGAUACCCCGUCCAAUGGCUCGCUGGACCUGCUUACGAACAAGGUCUACGUGCCUCCCGAAACCCGCCCAAACUCAAGACCAGGGAAUCUCUUCCUCAACGGUACCUUCAGUUCCAUGAGUGCCAACCAUACGGCGAACACGACAGAGACUGCUGCUUUGGCAGUUUACCAUAUGCUACAAGGGUUUUUGGGCACCUUUCCGCAGUUCAAUCCACCCAACCGUACGUCACUGGGGGUGAACCUGUUUGCCGAGAGCUAUGGCGGAAAGUACGGGCCGGUCUUUGCUUCCAAGUGGGAAGAGAUGAACGAUGCGAGGGUCAAUGGUACCAAGUCAAACACUUCGACGGUGGAUAUCCACUUGACAUCCCUUGGCAUCAUCAAUGGCUGCAUCGAUGACCUAAUCCAGGCGCCCUACUAUCCUAUAAUGGCGACCAAGAACACAUAUGGGCUGGUCGCAAUCAACUCCAUCCGCGCUCAGGCUGCGAAUGCGAGUUUCUACGUUAAUGGAGGAUGCCAGGAUCUAAUUCGACAAUGUCGAGCAGCUGUUGAAACCGACGAUGCAAACAAUAGCGGCAAAGUGGCGUCUGUCAACGAUAUUUGCUCACAAGCGUACGAGUUCUGCACGGAGAACGUCAUGCUGCCAUACGCGGAUGCCGGCCGCAGUGUCUAUGAUAUUUCGGCACUGCUUCCCGACUCAUUUCCGCCGUCGCGGUAUCUGGGUUAUCUCAACAGCGCCGGUUUCCAAUCUGCCAUCGGCGCGAGUACAAACUACACCGAGACCAGCACGGGGGUAAUCUCUGCCUUCGCGGCGACAGGGGAUUACGAACGCGAGUCUCUCGUACCUAAGCUCUCUUCGCUCCUGCGCGCUGGUGUGCGCGUCGGUCUGAUCUACGGAGAUAGGGACUACAUCUGCAACUGGCGCGGCGGAGAAGCCGUCUCGCUCUCUCUAGCAAGCAUGGCCUCGUCUCCGGUGUCUCCGCCGAAGUCCAGUUCAGACGCAGGAUACUCUUCCUUUCCUGAUACCGGCUACGCCCCGAUCAUUGUCAACGAUUCCUACAUCGGCGGGGUGGUCCGCCAAGUAGGCAACCUCUCGUUCUCGCGAAUCUACCAGGCCGGCCACUCUGUGCCCGCAUACCAGCCCGAGACCGCAUUCCAAGUCUUUGCCCGGAUCAUCAUGGGGACGUCCGUGUCUGACGGGAAGCCAAUUGACCUGUCGGCGUACAACACCACUGGCGCGGCGAAUGCGACGAGCACGUUCGCCCUGCCGGCGAGCCCAACGGGUACGUGCUGGGUGAGAAACAUACCGGGAAGCUGUAGCGACGAGCAGGAAAAGGAACUUCUCGACCCAGACGGGGACGGGAGAGGGGUCGUCAUCGUCAAUGGCGCACUCGUCACGAAAAGCGGCACCAGCAUCCCCAGCGCCACCACCGUAGUUAGCACAGCGACCACUACCGAAGUCCUCACGGGUCUCUUUACGGCCACUGCCACCCCUAGUAGCUUGGCACGAGGGUUCGAAGUUGAUGCUCGGGCACCACUGACUUUGAGGCUACUAGGCUGGCUGUGUGUUUCUUGGAUCAUAUUUUGA
Molecule: messenger RNA, 2025 nt
Organism: Truncatella angustata
Lineage: Eukaryota; Fungi; Ascomycota; Sordariomycetes; Amphisphaeriales; Sporocadaceae
Product: serine carboxypeptidase
Exons: 1
Coding region: 1-2025 (674 amino acids)
Biological process (GO): proteolysis
Cellular component (GO): fungal-type vacuole
Molecular function (GO): serine-type carboxypeptidase activity
Source: RefSeq, a predicted model, not a curated record